Messenger RNA from Pelobates cultripes (western spadefoot toad), 420 nucleotides. The record is from the annotation of a GenBank genome assembly. NCBI's taxonomy places the organism in Eukaryota, Metazoa, Chordata, Amphibia, Anura, Pelobatidae.
AUGCGGCUAGUCGGCAGCGGUGAGUGGGUUGGCAACAUGGAGCUGGGGGAGGUGCUCCGAGCCGGCGUCUCCCAUGCAGACAGAGGUAGACGUGGCGUGGGAGCACGAGAUAAGAGUGCAGUGGAGCGGGGACCUGACAGUAACCCCACCCCCCCAACAUCCAAGGAGUCGUCUUCGGAGACUUCCAGGAGCAGGUCGGGAAGGGUGUCGGGUAUGGUACCUUUGGAGAAGACUGGGAUCGUUGAUAUUCCCCACAGGUUCUUAGGAUCUGUCCUCAGGGAUAAGGUAUUCAAGAAGACCCUGAUGGAAAUGAGAAUCAAGGAUAUCCUGGACCUCAUAUUCGGGAUCGCCAGACAUAAUAACAGAAGGAGGAAGAAUCCUAUCUGGAAAUGUAUUGUCCUUAAAAGGCUUGAUAAGUGA